AAAAAAUCAGGAGCAAAGGUUGGGGGUGGGGUGGAGGCAAAAUUGUCCUCGCAGCAGAGAAUGCCUUAAGCCAGGAGGAACUUGUAAAUGAAAACUGCUCGCAUAAGCAAAUGAUUAUUUCCUCCAACGUUGACCAUCUCUUAGACCCACAGAAACUUGAGGACCGGUAUGCACCCCGGCUGACUUGGCCCUGCCACAGCUGCCGGGCUGAGCCUGCUCCUCCAAAGGACUGCACUGGCCUGAAAUGUGCUUCUAAAGAAUCUCUGCAAAUCAACAGGAACUUCUUAUCCAGACCCGGGACAGGGAGGGCUGGAAUGGAAAUGAGGCCGUGGAAUGAAAGGUCACUCUCAACUUGGGGAAAAUGGCAUUUCACCAGGAACAUCACGUACCUCGGAGGCAGAACAUGCGAGGGGCAGGGAACGCCGAGAGGAGGCACUUACCUGCCAUUGAGAAAGUGCGGCUGCUCAGAGGGCCUAGCCUCUCUUGUUCAAAAGAGAAAAGAGGCUCACCCACAGCAGACAUUCCUGCUUCCGGAUCCUCAGCGGCCUCUCCCAGGGGGAGGAGGAAGAAGCAAAGAGAACAGGCUAAGAGUCACCACUUACCAGGCCAGCCCCGGUCUUGUACACAUUAGGUCGCCCGGCGGGGCAAGGACACUGUCACCUCUUUGCAAUCAGGCAGUCUGAAGCCCAGCGACUUGCCUUCAUGUCCCCGGGCUUUCGCCUAUAAUUUAUCACCCUCGACAGCAGCUCGGCUGAGCUGAAAGUCUUCGGUGCAGUGCACCGAAGAGCCAUUUAUUUCCUGGGAUUGUGAAUAAAUACGAGGAACUGGAGUUGUUCUGCUGGCCGAAGUGACAAUAUCAGAAGGGAGCCUGGCGGGAGGGAAACAGCUGUGGUUUGCAUUUUGAAGGUGUUUUUAAUAUUUUUAGUAAUUGUUUCAGAUUCUCUUUAGUUCUGAUGCCCCUCUCCUAGAAAUGAGAAAACCCAUCUUUUAUACUAGAGCUAUAAUCCUUUCCCACUAGACACAGCCUCCUCCACCCUCUCUCAAUAAUGCAGAAGUGGUGAUUAAAGGGCACAUUCAUAUGUAAAAGGCGAACUUCCAAACUCGCCUGGCAGGACAGAAAUUGCUUCAAUCUACAGAAAAGAGGCUGAUUUACAAAUGAAUUCAGUGUUUAGCCCUCAACAACUAGAGGCAAUUGCAACCGCGGCCCUUUCUCCUCCCCAGCUGGGAUGAGGCCCUCUGGAAAAACGACAACAUCGCAACAGGAAUUUCCUGGAUCAAGAAUGCCAAGUUCUUUCCAAUUUUACUGAGGCAGGGCCCGACUCCCUAUGAGAACGCACUGCCCACCACCCACCCCCUCAGCAGGCCCAGGCCCCAAAGGCUCCCUCCAACAUGUGUACAUGAGGCCCUUCAAACUCGACCAGAACACCACAAAGAAUGUGGAUAAACCGGUUGCCUUUGGCCUUUACAUUGUGGCUGGCUGAGGAGCUGGUUCUGGUGGCUGACACCCGUUGGCACUAUUUAUCCACCCCUGCCUGGCUUGGGUUCUAGAAAUCUCCGGUGAUGGUGGCUUCCAAACUGCAACGGGGAAUCACGGCAUCAGAGGGCAAUUCAGAAACAAAAAGACAGUUCUGUGCUGGCGGCAGCUGAACCACAGAAGUGGGUUGGGAGAAGCAAAGGGAAAUUAGCUUCAGAAAGGGGGCAGAUGAAAGAGACGCCACUGCUAACCAACCAAGGUCCCCACCUGCCCUGGGUGCUAUCUCUAAAAGUCACCUAAAGAAGGGGGAAAAUUCGGCCAGGCGCAGUGGCUCACGCCUGUAAUCCCAGCACUUUGAGGGGC
Messenger RNA from Piliocolobus tephrosceles (Ugandan red Colobus), 1837 nucleotides. RefSeq lists its product as uncharacterized. Bases 111 to 683 code for a protein of 190 amino acids. The record is from RefSeq and is a predicted model, not a curated record. The transcript has a single exon. NCBI's taxonomy places the organism in Eukaryota, Metazoa, Chordata, Mammalia, Primates, Cercopithecidae.